GGAAGUAAUUAAUAUUCGAGGAAGAAGAUUAGAGAAAAUAACUCACAACUUACAAAUCAUUAAGCUUCAAAGUAGCAAAACCAAGAUGGAAGAGUUUAGCUCCUCAUUUGGAGACUAAACAUGAUAAAAGUAUAAAGAAAGAACUUGUCUAAACUGAGCUUAGAAGUAUAUAGGAAUUGGUGAUCUAUUGUGGAGGAAAUGGGGUGUAUUUAUAGGCUUUUUGGGCUUGCAGGGUCAUGUACCCGAUCGGGUAUAUUGGGUACUCGAUCGGGCCUUCAGUUGCUUCGCGGAAGCUGGAAAAACAUGGGGUAUACCCGAUCGGGUAUGUCGGCUACCCGAUCGGGUAUAGACACUCGAUCGUGGUUAAAAUCUUCUCUGCAUGUUGCCUUGUUCGCGGAUUUAUCCGAUUUGAUUUUUCAGCAACUUACCCGAUCGAGUAUAGGGUAUACUCGACCGGGUACAACACCAAAAAUCAGGAUCUUCAUUUUGUUUUGGAAUUUUUGCACCUUCCUUCCACUUGUGAUGUUCACCAAUGGUCUCUAGAGUGGUCUUGGACCUGUUUGAGCUCAGAACAAACCUAAUCUAAACAAUUUACAAACAUUUUACAAACUAAACUAUUACACCAAAAGUGUGUAAUUUCUAGAGUAACAAUCACUCAAAACUAAUCAAAAACACAAUUAUAAACGUGGAAAUAACAUGAAUGUCAAUAAUACAUAAGUUGAGCUCCAUUAAUGGAGGUUUGUUGCUAUUCUACAAAGGAGGAAGAAGAAACACUACAUGGGAGAGAGAAGCUCUCUCCAGGAGAGAAGAGCCAGAAAGCGGGAUCCUUUAGCAGGAAGCUUUGCAAGCUUCCUAUUUAUAGAUGGGGGAGGGGUGUGAGGGUUUUCCCCAUUUGAGCCAAUGGGCCUAAAUGGGCCGUGUUGGGCCGGAAUGGGCCUGUUAGGCCGAAACGGACCAUGCCGACUGGGCCCCGUACCGAGGCGGUGUCUUGGGCCUCUGAACAAUAGUAGGCCGGGAUAAUAUAUCCCAACACGACGUUAGAUCCAGUUCAAUCAUGUUUUCACAACGUAACCAAUACGGAGAACUCGUUUCCCAGGACACUUGUGGAGUGCAUAAAAGCAACUCCAAUGCUCUUGGUCAGGUGAAGUGGCAAAAAAAUGAUCUGGGUCUAUUUAGAAAAGUUGGUCCACUAUUCACAAAAAAGAUGGUUCAUUGGAAGAGACCUCCAAUGCGCAACAAUGAACUCAAAUACAAAACAAGAAGCAAACAUUGGAAAUUAAAGAGAAAAGCAAAUGUAUGGUCUUCAAUAAAUAUAGGCCCACCCUUGUUUGUCAGAGGGUUGCACCGAGGGUCCAUUUAUGGACCUCGUGCUAGACUUUGUUCCAUUUUGUUGAUUUCCAUAUAAGCUUCACCAUGUCCAUUUCUUUUUGCAUUGGAGUAGGCAAUUAUGUUUGAGGUGUGCAUUUGAUGAGGUGGAACAACAAUGGACCUCUACAUUGGAGAUGCCCUAAAAGUCUCCGUUAACCGUCGUAAAAGGUCUCCGUUACCCUCAUCUCUGCCCUCUCGACACAAAAGGCCGCCCAAUCGCUAAACUCUUCGAAAACCGCGAGAAGAUGAAUAGCAAGAGAGCAUCUUCCGCUCACAGGAAGCAGAAAUCAGCUCCGAAAGCAAAACAAUUGCAGUUUAGUCCAAUUGCAGAGGACAACGUUUCAUGCGAUAGUCCGGAAUAUUCACCCUUUCCUGAUGACCAAACGAACGAUCCGGAUUGUUCAGGUUCUCCUCAUCACUAUACGGACGAGGAGAACGCGUACGUAUUCUCGCUUACUCGUUCACUCAUUCCUAAUCACUAUUCUCGCUUACGCGUAUCAACGGUCGAAUAUGGCUCCAUUGCAACUUCACGGCUAAGACAAAAAUGACUAGUGGUGGGGAUGGAGAUUGUUCCGUCAAGCUCUUCUUUGCUGAGCUAUUUGUUUCUUCGGUGACCUGAGAAGUCAACUACUGUUGUGUCUUGAAAGGUAUUGAAACUGCUUAAUAACCCCACUCUCCCACCCUCAUCUGUCAUGUUGUGCUUCCACCAGUACAACAUUUCUGUGGGCACAGCUAAUCUGUCAACAAUUCAAAUUGUAAAAGUACAGAGAAAUGAAGUUAACAGUUUUUAAUAUCCCACAGGUAAAACCACCGGCUGUUGGUGGUGUGAGGAUUAUGUUAAGCAUCCAACUAACGGAUUCCAUGAGGGGCGAACCUAUGCUUUGCGCUCUCGCUCUCGUUCUGCCUCACGAUAACUGAAACCCGUAACAUCUAUUGCUUGCAGUUGGCCAGAAUUGCUACCUGCCUGCCAAGUUACUUUAGAAGCACAAUUCAACAUAGGAUAUCAUUGAUUCACAAUGAAGGUUGACAACAGUGUAUUUCAAA
Messenger RNA from Cuscuta epithymum, 2412 nucleotides. Lineage: Eukaryota; Viridiplantae; Streptophyta; Magnoliopsida; Solanales; Convolvulaceae. The record is from the annotation of a GenBank genome assembly.